This is a messenger RNA of Colletotrichum godetiae, 492 nucleotides long. RefSeq lists its product as uncharacterized. The transcript has a single exon. The record is from RefSeq and is a predicted model, not a curated record. Lineage: Eukaryota; Fungi; Ascomycota; Sordariomycetes; Glomerellales; Glomerellaceae. The coding region runs from base 119 to 367 and encodes 82 amino acids.
CCAUGAGAUUAAUCCCAUACUUACCAUGGUCAAUUUGGAAAUGAGAAAGAUUGUCGGAUAACUAGACAAUGAAUUAGCGACACAGAGACCACCUUAAAGCACAACAGAACGACAGUACAUGCAUGCAACAGCGAUUCUUCCAAUGAGGCCACUGUUUAAGCCCUCCUCAAUGCGGGAAAGUGUAACGAUGUUUGAGUGUAGACAUGUGUCGCCUCCGUCAAGCCCAACAAGGAAGGUAAAUAGGAUGUCUUCCACAUGUGACAUUGGCGACACUGUCCCCGCCAAGCCCUAUAGUUUUCAGUCUGUUUCCUACCUCCUUGGUGAGAACACCUCGCUUAGGGUCUACUUCUCCAAAAGCAACUCAUAGCCCUCAUUUUCAAUUGAAUCAAGAAAUCUCCAUGCUGAUGCAACAAAUGGCUAACCAAAGUGUAGACAUAGAAGCUUCUCUGCUCAGUCAAGUCCAGCAAACUCGACCCAUCCUUUUUCAAGGCA